AGGAGGCCAGGGGGCGGGACCUGCUGGGUAUUAAAAACAUCAGUCCAGACUCUGCAGGCCUCUUGUCCCAGCCUUCCCAGCAGGAAUUUGACCAAAAUCAGUGAUGACGACUUACAGCAACCAAGGAGAGAAGCCCGAGAGAGGCCGAUUCCUACACUUCCACUCUGUGACCUUCUGGGUUGGCAAUGCCAAGCAGGCUGCAUCAUUCUACUGCAGCAAGAUGGGCUUUGAACCUCUAGCCUACAAGGGCCUGGAAACAGGUUCCCGGGAGGUUGUCAGCCACGUGAUCAAGCAAGGGAAGAUUGUGUUUGUCUUCUCCUCCGCCCUCAACCCCUGGAACAGAGAGAUGGGCGACCACCUGGUGAAACAUGGCGACGGUGUGAAGGACAUCGCAUUUGAGGUGGAAGACUGUGACUACAUUGUGCAGAAAGCCCGGGAGCGUGGCGCCAAAAUUGUGCAGGAGCCCUGGGUAGAGCAAGACAAAUUUGGGAAAGUGAAGUUCGCUGUGCUGCAGACGUAUGGGGACACUACACACACCCUGGUAGAGAAAAUGAACUACAGCGGCUGCUUCUUGCCUGGAUUCGAGCCUCUAGUGUUCACGGACCCCUUACUUUCCAAGCUGCCCAAAUGCUAUCUUGAGAUUAUCGAUCACAUUGUAGGAAACCAGCCUGAUCAGGAGAUGGUGUCUGCCUCAGAGUGGUACCUGAAGAACCUGCAGUUCCACCGUUUCUGGUCCGUGGAUGACACACAGGUGCACACGGAGUACAGCUCUCUGCGCUCCAUUGUGGUGGCCAAUUAUGAGGAGUCCAUCAAGAUGCCAAUUAAUGAGCCAGCACCAGGCAGGAAGAAGUCCCAGAUCCAGGAAUAUGUGGACUAUAACGGGGGUGCUGGGGUCCAGCACAUCGCUCUCAAGACCCAAGACAUCAUCACAGCGAUUCGCCACUUGAGAGAGAGAGGCUUGGAGUUCUUGGCUGUUCCACCCACAUACUACAAGCAACUCCGGGAGAAGCUCAAGUCGGCCAAGAUCCGGGUGAAAGAGAGCAUUGACACCCUGGAGGAGCUGAAAGUUCUUGUGGACUACGACGAGAAAGGCUACCUCCUGCAGAUCUUCACCAAGCCCGUGCAAGACCGGCCCACUCUCUUCCUGGAAGUCAUCCAGCGCCACAACCACCAGGGCUUUGGAGCCGGCAAUUUCAAUUCACUGUUCAAGGCUUUCGAGGAGGAGCAGGACCUAAGGGGUAACCUCACCGACAUGGAGGCCAAUGGCUCGAUGCCGGGCAAGUAGAAGCCGCGCUUCCUGCCCGGCCCCCGAGGCCCCGCCCAGCUGCGGGCUCGCGGCGGACCACGCCCGCCGUCCUGGGCCACGCCCACCCUCAGGCCCCGUACUGCGAGCCCUCCUUUCUAGCCGACUCCGGGUCACCCACCCAACGCUCCGCCCACACCGUGACCACGCCCCCUAGGUUGAUGCUCCUCCCUGCUCCCGCCUCCGGAAUAAAGCGGUCCGGGGUCCAA
Molecule: messenger RNA, 1512 nt
Organism: Manis pentadactyla (Chinese pangolin)
Lineage: Eukaryota; Metazoa; Chordata; Mammalia; Pholidota; Manidae
Gene: HPD
Product: 4-hydroxyphenylpyruvate dioxygenase
Exons: 14
Coding region: 104-1285 (393 amino acids)
Biological process (GO): L-tyrosine catabolic process
Cellular component (GO): Golgi membrane; endoplasmic reticulum membrane
Molecular function (GO): 4-hydroxyphenylpyruvate dioxygenase activity
Source: RefSeq, a predicted model, not a curated record